Dentiscutata erythropus is the source of this 564-nucleotide messenger RNA. The record is from the annotation of a GenBank genome assembly. Lineage: Eukaryota; Fungi; Glomeromycota; Glomeromycetes; Diversisporales; Gigasporaceae.
AUGAUAGUUGCAAAAUCGGCUGGUAAAACGGUCGAAGAAACAGUUACAGAAAAAGUUCCAAAGAAAGGUUUAAAAAAAGUUACGGAGACAUCUGCAGAGACACAGAAAGAUAUUUCUAUGGUAGUACAUUAUGAUCUGAGUGCUUUGGUACCAUUUGCUUCACCUUUGGCCACUGAAGAAUUUACCCUAGAAUUGAUGCAAAUUGUGAGGAAAGCUUCAAGAAAAAGACAUUGUAGACGCGGUGUCAAGGAAGUAGUCAAGGCUCUAAAAAAAGGACAUAAAGGUCUUGUCGUGAUGGCUGGAGAUAUUUCUCCUAUAGAUAUAAUCACUCACAUUCCAAUACUAUGCGAGGAUUCUAGCGUUCCUUACAUUUACAUUCCCUCGAGGGCAGACCUUGGAUUUGCCUGCGCUACAAAGCGUCCUACAAGUGUAGUGAUGAUUGUUCCCGAUCAGAAGGUUGAAGAUGCUUUUGAUUAUAAAGAGCAUUAUAUCACCUGUUACAAUAAAGUUAAAGAAUUGGUAAAUAGGUUUUUCUUAUGUGUAAUUGUUGUAGCCUUUUAUUGA